Molecule: messenger RNA, 1140 nt
Organism: Closterium sp. NIES-65
Lineage: Eukaryota; Viridiplantae; Streptophyta; Zygnematophyceae; Desmidiales; Closteriaceae
Source: the annotation of a GenBank genome assembly
AUGGCUGGAGAGGCGGUGGACGCCGUUCAAGAGCUGAAACUGGCCGCCGUGCUGGACGCUCGAGACGAGCAGCGCCGGUGGGAGGAGGAAGAGGAGGAAGAGGAGGAGGAAAUGGGGGAACUGGAAGAGAGCGAGGAGGAAGAGAAGGUCGGUUUGACCAGCGCUGAUACCUCACCCGAGGCAGGGAGCGCGGGCGCGGGCGCGGGCGCGGGGAAGCGGUGGGUGUGCGGGCCGCGCGUGGAGGCGGUGAUGCGCAGCAAGGUGGCGCGGCUGGUGAAGCCGGACAUGCUGCUGGCCCUGCAGGAGCUGCAGCGCCAACAGCAAUGGCGCCUGGCCGCGCGGGUGAGAAAGAGAGUGAGAGAGGUGACGCACACGAUUGCAGCACGAUUCCCACAGCAGCACGAUUCCCACAGCAGCACUCUCAUGUUUAGUCCAAUGUCAUUCCCCUCACUAUGUUCUCUCCCUCCCCUCACUAUGUUCUCUCCCUCCCCUCACUAUGUUCUCUCCCUCCCCUCACUAUGUUCUCUCCCUCCCCUCACUAUGUUCUCUCCCUCCCCUCACUAUGUUCUCUCCCUCCCCUCACUAUGUUCUCUCCCUCCCCUCACUAUGUUCUCUCCCUCCCCUCACUAUGUUCUCUCCCUCCCCUCACUAUGUUCUCUCCCUCCCCCCCACAGUGCCUUCUUUUCUGUCUUCCACCUCCCCCACUUUCCCACCCCUCCCUGUGUCCGAGGGUCGGUGUUUGAGCACGUGCGCACGGAGCACUGGUACAAGCCCGACGCGGACCUCUGUGCGCGCAUGAUCAACUGCCUGGGGCUGGCCGGCCGCAUCACCGACGCACAGGCGCUCUUCCGGGCCACACAGGACGAGGACGGCAUGCCCCCCUGCUCGCCCACCUACACUGCCCUGCUCGCCGCUCACUGCCGCUCCGGGGACCACAGGAGCGGCCGGGAGGUGCUGCGAAGGAUGAGGGAGGCACGGGCGGGGCCGUAUGAUGCGGCGUACAUGAUUCUGAUCAAGACGUGUGAGGCGCAGGGGGAUGCGGGGGCAGCAGCGGAGUUGAAGCAGGAGCGGGAUGUGGUACUGGCAGAGUGGGGGCAGUUGGGGCUGCCUAAACCCCCACGGCGGUCAAAGAAGAUGUAG